This is a messenger RNA of Drosophila mauritiana, 1728 nucleotides long. Its product is annotated as antichymotrypsin-2. The record is from RefSeq and is a predicted model, not a curated record. The transcript is spliced from 3 exons. NCBI's taxonomy places the organism in Eukaryota, Metazoa, Arthropoda, Insecta, Diptera, Drosophilidae. Bases 247 to 1503 code for a protein of 418 amino acids. Gene Ontology annotation, molecular function: serine-type endopeptidase inhibitor activity.
AGAAUUCAGUUGUUGCUCAAAGGCCACAUCAUAAAAGUCGAGGGCGGUAGCCGGUUAAUAGAAAAGAAAUCAAUUUACACACUCGAAGCCGCUGGUGAAAAUUGAGUACCAACAGUUGGAGCAGGCAGUUAAUUACCCUUUUCGAUAAUCGAGCUAGUGAAUCCCCGGCGAAACGGCCAACCCGAGAGAUAUAGUGAACACCGUUUGUGGAGGUGACUCAUCAGUACACUGCAAUUACAUAAAUUUAUGAAAUCGAGCACACCUCAUCCACGGUCGAUUUGGAUACUUACAGCUUGCUGGUUGCUCCCCCUGCUCGGCCUAGCCCUCUCCCCGUUUCCAUCGGUCCAUUCGGCUGACGUCACCAUGGCCGACGCCGCCCACCAGGAGUUCGCCCGCCGGCUGGCCCUUUUCUCUAUCAACGUGUACGGCAAGCUGUCGGCGCAGAAGCCCGGCGAGAACAUCGUCUUCUCGCCCUUUUCCAUCCAGACCUGUGCGGCGAUGGCCAGGCUGGGUGCAGAAAAGGAGACGGCUACGCAGCUGGACCAGGGACUGGGUUUGGCCUCUAGCGACCCAGAGCAAAUCGCACAGAGUUUCCACCAGGUGCUGGCCGCCUACCAGGACAGCCAGAUCUUGCGCAUCGCCAACAAGAUUUUCGUGAUGGAUGGCUACCAGCUGCGCCAGGAGUUUGACCAGCUGUUAUCCAAGCAGUUCCUCUCGGCGGCUCAGAGCGUGGACUUUUCCAAAAAUGUCCAAGCAGCGGCAACCAUCAACAAUUGGGUUGAGCAGCGGACCAACCACCUGAUCAAGGAUCUUGUGCCGGCUAGUGUAUUGAACUCCGCCUCGCGACUGGUCCUUGUGAACGCCAUUCACUUCAAGGGCGCCUGGCAGCACCAGUUCAGUAAACACUUAACCCGCCCGGACACCUUUCACCUGGAUGGCGAGCGGACCGUUCGGGUUUCGAUGAUGAGUUUAAAGCAGAGUCUCCGCUAUGCCGAUCUGCCGGCGCUAGAUGCCACGGCCCUGGAACUGCCCUACAAGGACUCAGACCUCUCUAUGCUGAUCGUUCUGCCCAAAACCAAGACGGGUCUGCCCGCCCUGGAGGAGAAGUUGCGCCUCACGACCCUCUCGCAGAUCACGCAGGCGUUGUACGAAACAAAGGUGGCGCUCAAAUUGCCCAGGUUCAAGGCAGAGUUCCAAGUGGAGUUGUCUGAUGUUUUCCAGAAGCUGGGCAUGUCAAGGAUGUUCUCCGAUCAGGCUGAAUUCGGAAAAAUGCUACAAAGUCCGGAGCCAUUGAAAGUGUCAGCCAUCAUACACAAGGCCUUCAUAGAAGUCAACGAGGAGGGAACGGAGGCUGCUGCCGCCACGGGUAUGGUCAUGAGCCUCACUUCGCUGCCCAUGCCGAAGCCGGAUCCGAUACGUUUCCAUGUCGACCAUCCAUUUACAUUUUACAUCCUUAACAAGGACUCAACCGCUCUCUUUGCUGGCAGCAUAAAGAAACUCUAAAUAAGCAAACAUACUAACACCAAUCCACAAUGUUACUCGAGGGUCUCUUAUUCAUUUAACAUGCAGGUGGGUCAGUCCUAUAUUGCUGGCUUGUCGAGCAUAUUCAGCUUUUACCUUGUCUGUAAGGAUAUACAAAACAUUAGUGAUGAUCUUAUAUAUACACUUAAUAUUUUUGUACUAACCAAGCAUGUGGCCUCAAUAAAGUCUAAAAGCAAAUGUCUAAAA